Triticum aestivum (bread wheat) is the source of this 2109-nucleotide messenger RNA. RefSeq lists its product as uncharacterized. The transcript is spliced from 4 exons. Bases 164 to 1600 code for a protein of 478 amino acids. The record is from RefSeq and is a predicted model, not a curated record. Lineage: Eukaryota; Viridiplantae; Streptophyta; Magnoliopsida; Poales; Poaceae.
ACUGCUUUACAGGCCGCGCUGCCCAUCGGAGAGCCGGAAGAAACGGCGGCGCGCAUGGAGGCGCAGCCGCCGGAGACGGACGCGCAUCCUUCUUCCUCGGCGUCGGUGGCUGCUGCGUCCUCGUCCUCAUCGCCUACAUAAUACCCCCAACCCCUACCUCGUCAUGGAGAGUGCUGUCAUGCAAAUCAGGGCGAAGAGAACAUGCUAUGCCUCUGCCUCAUCUGUGACACGCGGAUGGGCCGAGCUCCCAGACGACUUGCUCCGACCCAUCGUCGCUCUCCUCAGCUCGUUCCGCGACCUCCUCGCCUUUGGUUCCACCUGUCUUCCUUGGCGUGAUUUCUCAGCGCACACGUCCUCUUUGUACCCUCUCCUCCUCCACCCGAGCACCGACAGCCAACGGUAUCCCUGGUACGACUAUGACUACUGGACCCUUUUCCACGAAUGCACGUGGAGAUUGUCUGAUCCUGCUGCCGCCUCAUCCUAUCCCAGUUUGCUUCCCUUGAGUGACCUCAGAGGCAUGUUCUUUCUGCGCUGCUCCUACGGUCACCUCAUCUUCUUCGACAACAAGGGGUUCUACAUUAUUGAUGCGUUCAGUGGCACUAAGGUUGUGACUCCUUGCCUCAAGUCAGACAACUUCGUUCACAUUAGCUAUGCCACCUUGACUGCCCCUGUUGCAUCCGCUGACUCGCAUCUCCUUGUCGGCAGCGGAGGCUAUCUGUUUCAGUGGCGCGUCGGGAGCGACUCUUGGUUGGAACACUAUCCUAAAGUUCCUUUUCUUAGGAUUGAACAAAUCGUGGCCUUCAAGGGCAAAACAUACACCCUGGGGUCUUUUGGGUCCUUCUGCAUCGUACAAUUUUCGCCCUGUCUCUUAGUUCAUAAGUUUGAAAUUAUGUUUGAGGAAGGUAGAACUGAAGAUCGCUAUUGGACAAAUCAAAAAACAUGGCUUGUGGUGUGCGACGUGCUUCUCUUAAUCAAACUUGAGGCAGUAAAAAUGACAAGCUCUGAGGUUUUCCAGUUCAAGGCCUUCAAGCUCAAGUCAUUGGACGCCAAGAACAAGAAGGCAAGGUGGGAGAAGGUGGACAGGUUGAAUAACUGGGCCAUCUUUGUCAGCGCCGACGGGCGAUGCGAGGCGUUGUCGUUCAUGAACCCGGAGAGAUGGGGAGGGAGGAGCAACCUUAUAUACUUCCCAAGUUAUGAGAAAGAACAACCUUGGGCUGCAGUGCAACUAUGGCAAAGAGCUAACAACCAUUCGACAAGUUCGUGGCUCUCGAAACUGGAAGCCAGUACCACAGAUUGGUGCCAACCUGGGUCCUCCCCGCUGCAUUUCGUCGCUCCGGUCAGCAAUGAUCUUACGGCCAUCGCAGAGCCCCACUGUCGCAAGAAUGGACAAGGAAAAGGGGAAGGAGAGGAGAAGGAGAAUGAGAAAGAGAGGAGUUUGGUCUCCAUUAUGAAGACUAAGCCGCCUGCCCCAGGAAGCAGAAGGGGAAGGGCAAGGGCUGUGUCGCUGCCAAGGAAGCAGGCCAAGGAUUACGGCAAUGUCCCGCUCGCCGAGUUGUUAUUACGGGUAAAAAAAAACUCCACCGCCUUGACGUCUCGCUGACCCCGCCGACGCCAGCGGGCGUGCCAUGAUCGCCCCUGCCAACAGCUUCGCAAACGACUCCGAGAGGGAGACUGCAUCUUCACCGGCAAUGGAGCAUGAUAAGCAAGCAGAGAAGGAUUAUGAAGAGGAGGAAGAGAAUGAGGAGGAAGAGGAUGAGUAAGAUACUCUGUUUGAGAAGGAAGAUUCUCAUUUUGAUGUCAAAGCACUAAGUGUUAUGCUAUGCAAAAUUGCAUUGUUUGGCUGUCAACGUUCAAUAUUUUUGCCGUAUAAAGUUUAAAGGAGAAGCUGUCCAAAAUUCAGAAGCAAUGAUGCCCAAUUCUUUCUUAGUCAUAUUUGUUCAAUUUCUACACUUUCCAUAGAAGAAAGCUUAUUUUUCAUCACUAUGAUCAUUUUUUAAACCAUAGACUGCUAGAUGUUGCAUUUUUAGCAAUAGAAAGUGCUUCUUUUACAAAUUAUGGGUUUAAUUGAUGUAGAAGAUCAAAAAUGGUAUGUAAAAACAGGUUCUGCUA